AUGCACGCUUUAGUCAUCGGAGGCAGUGGUCGCACUGGAAAGCUCGUCGUGGAGGAGCUGCUUCGAAAAGAGAAUCAUAUCACUGCCCUCGUUCGAAAUCCUGCAGUGAUCGAGAUGCGAGAUGGCUUGAGCAUCGUCAAAGGAACACCUACAAGUCGCUCCCGAGCCAGCGACAGCCCAUUCGCCGCACCCAUUUCCCCUCCACGGCUCAUGGCCGACUGCAACACCAACGUUGUAACCGUGAUGACAGAAUUUGGCGUGAAGAAGGUGGUCAUUCUACAAGCUUUUGGCGUUGGUACAUCGUGGCCAAACAUGUCAUGCAUACUUCGUUUGCUGAUGAGCAAAUCCAACAUGAGCUAUCAGUAUGAUGAUCACAACAAAACAGACAGGGCGAUUCGAACUAGCGGCGUCACAUAUGUUCUGGUUCGUCCUGCUAGGCUGGUGGAUACUGAUGUUCUGUCGACUCGAGAAUGGCCGUACGAUGGCAAGGGGAUUCCCCUGAUGGCUACUGCUAGCCGUAAAAGCGUGGCUAAAUUCUUGGUGGAUGCGGCGACGAAGGAUACAUGGGAUGACAGUGGCCCCGUUAUCUCGAAUUGA
Molecule: messenger RNA, 597 nt
Organism: Penicillium maclennaniae
Lineage: Eukaryota; Fungi; Ascomycota; Eurotiomycetes; Eurotiales; Aspergillaceae
Product: NAD(P)-binding oxidoreductase
Exons: 4
Coding region: 1-597 (198 amino acids)
Source: RefSeq, a predicted model, not a curated record